ACCGAAUAGUAGUUUGAUUAAAAACAAAGAAACACAAUGGAUCCUUAUUCGUUGAGCGUGGAGCGAGAGGCAUCGAAGAACAUCGAGGAGAAUGAACGAGAGUGCUUUAAAGAUGCGAUCGUCUCGAGCCGGAGCCUUAACAAAGGUUUCGUCGAACCGACGAACCUUAGAAAUGCCAUCCGAGAGAUCGCCGCCUGCAUCAUUGCAGCGUCUUUCCACAUAGCGGUGGGCUUCACCAUGGCAUAUUCAGCAACUCUUAUUCCUCAUCUCGAGAAGGAAGACGCGCGUAUACAUGCCACGCGUGAACAAACUUCCUGGAUAGCCAGUUUGGCUGUCGUAAGUGCGCCAGUUGGUGCCUUAAUAGGGGGCUUCCUAAUGGAAACGUUUGGUCGAGUGAGAACUCUGCAGAUCGGUGCGAUUCCCUCUUUAAUCGGUUGGAUCCUUAUUGGCACAUCAAAGAAUAUACCGAUGUUACUAUUCGGUCGUCUGUUAACCGGAUUAGCGACCGCCUUAAUGACUUCGCCAGCAAUCGUCUACAUCACUGAGGUAGCCAGGCCGGAACUCCGUGGAUCCUUGAUUUCAUUCGGACCUACCCUGGCAUCAUUCGGCAUGGUGCUGUGUUAUUUGAAGGGUGCUUACGUAAAAUGGGAAACAGUUGCUUACCUCAGCACCGCCUACUCGCUCAUACCCAUUUUCAUGGUGCAAUUCCUGGUGCCGGAGUCUCCCGUCUGGCUUGUCUCGAAGGGCCGAAGAGACGAUGCCAAGAAGUCUUUGGACUGGCUUUACAAGAAUGAGACGUCGGAAAGCAAGACAUCGGUAGCUCUGGCACAAUUUAACAAUAUUGUGAAGGAACACGAAAUUAAAUUGAGCGAGCAACGGCGGAGCAAACACGGUAGUACGGCUAGUAAAUGGCGAGGAUUUCUUAAACCGACUGGAUGGAAACCUAUGGCGAUACUUUUUUUGUUCUUCUCAUUUCAACAGUUUUCCGGAAUUUAUAUCACACUAUUCUACGCGGUGACUUGGUUCCAAGAAGUGGGUGCGGGUGUAGACGCAUAUUUAGCGUCAAUUUUGGUGGGCCUGACGCGUUUCCUGUGCUCCAUGGUGAACACUUGGUUAUUGAGACGAUACAAGAGACGAUCAUUGUGUAUUAUAUCAUCCUUCGGAAUGGCUCUGUGCAUGAUCGUCUCCGGUUAUUUCACGCUGAACAUUAAGAAUGGCGAUCGCAGCGGAUUCUGGGUACCAGUGGCUUGCCUGCUACUUUAUGUGUGCACAUCGAUGGUCGGAAUGUUGACCAUUCCAUGGACUAUGACAGCGGAAUUGUUCCCGACCGAAAUCCGUGGGAUCGCACAUUCUAUCAGUUAUUCUAUAGCGAAUCUACUCAUGUUCGCUGCGUUGCAGAGCUAUAGAAGCUUGCAAGAAUUUCUAGGAGGUGCGUAUGCCGUGCAGUAUUUCUUUGCCGGCGUUUCCGUGGGGGCGGCUAUUUUCGUGUGGCUAUUGCUGCCGGAGACGCAUGGGAAGAAGCUGUCAGAGAUUGAGGAGUACUUUCACAAUAACUUUCUGGCCUUGGGAGCGGAGGCGAAGGACAAAAAGCGGCGAGCCGCAAGAAGGGCGCAGCAGAAGGCGACCGAGCCGCUUAAUCCGAAAACCGUGCAAAACGUUUAAGCUCUCUUAUUUUUCUUUUCGUUUUUUAUAACGCGAAUUUUGUAUGAACGCAGAGUUCAAGAUGUCUCGGAGAAAAUGAUCAAAGUAUUAUAUAAAACAAAACAAAAAUCACGCAACUAUAGCUAUUAAUUCUUAUACGACAAAUUUUCUAUGUGCGCUGACCUGCGCACCCGAGACAUAUUCAGCUGCGCAAAAUACCAUUUUGAUACAA
Cyphomyrmex costatus is the source of this 1873-nucleotide messenger RNA. Its product is annotated as facilitated trehalose transporter Tret1. Gene Ontology annotation, molecular function: transmembrane transporter activity. The record is from RefSeq and is a predicted model, not a curated record. The coding region runs from base 37 to 1662 and encodes 541 amino acids. The transcript has 8 exons. Lineage: Eukaryota; Metazoa; Arthropoda; Insecta; Hymenoptera; Formicidae. Gene Ontology annotation, biological process: transmembrane transport. Gene Ontology annotation, cellular component: membrane.